Triplophysa dalaica is the source of this 1815-nucleotide messenger RNA. RefSeq names its product clusterin-like 1 (retinal) (gene clul1). The transcript is spliced from 9 exons. NCBI's taxonomy places the organism in Eukaryota, Metazoa, Chordata, Actinopteri, Cypriniformes, Nemacheilidae. The record is from RefSeq and is a predicted model, not a curated record. Bases 157 to 1545 code for a protein of 462 amino acids.
GUCAGUCACAGCCUCUAAAUGCUUUAAUCAGAUCAUCAAGAGCAUAAAUAGAACCGUCCUGGAAGAGAUAAAACGCACACUUACACAAAGAGUGUGUAGUCAAAGAUCAUUAAGAAUUUUCUGGUUUUGUUCAUUCCCUGACUCUAGUCGCAAAAGAUGAAGACACUGAUGCUCUCUCUGGUUUUACUGGGAUCUCUGGGGGUCUUUCACUGCGCCCCUGAUCCUGUCCUGCCCGGAGUAACAGCUGACACCCUCAAACGUCUUUCUCUAGAGGGACAGAAGUUGGUGGAUGAAGAGGUUACUAAAGCACUGUAUGGAAUCAAAGAAAUGAAGGAGGUGAUGGCCAGGAAUGAGGAGAAACACACAAACCUCAUGAAGUCUCUCAAGCACAGUGGAGAGAAGAAGAAGGAGGCAUCAGAGAUCGCAGAGGAGGUAAAAAAGAAGCUGAAUGAAGCAGAGCAGCAGUGUAGGGUGUCUUUCAAUUCCUCCUGGGAGGCAUGUCGACCCUGCCUUGAAGACACCUGUAAGAACUUCUUCACCAACACCUGUCGUCGCGGGUUCUCCACCUUCACCAAUAAACUCCAGGACUUCUUUCAAAGACUGAGUUCUCGCUUUGGCCCUCGUGACGCUCAGGUUGUGUUGAUUCAGAGCGCAGAGACCCCUGACCUGGAGGUGGUGAGGAUCGAGGACUCCUUCAACAACCUGCUCACCAAAGUGGGAACCCUGGUCAAUCACAGUGUGGUGUUGGUGUCUCACUUCCACCGUGAGCUGGACCAGGCUCUACGCACAGCCUUCAGCCCUGAGGCGGACCGUGAAACCGAGCUGAUGCUCAAGCCCUCCAAUGAAGAUCUGGAUUCGGACUUCCUGCAGGGUGUGGGCCUGGACGAUGUUUUGGAGUCUUUCUUUGACUUCGGCAGAAGCGUGAUGGAGGAGUUUGGCGCAGUGAUCACACAGGUCUUCAGUGACCUGCAUGAUUCUGUGGAGGAAAAGAACGCAAAUGAAGAGAAGAAACUCUUCCCCAGAUUUCUGCAAAACAAGAGACUGUGCCGAGAUCUGCGCAGACAGUCGUCAGAAUGCUGGCAGCUGCAGGGAAAGUGCGAGUCCUGUCACGGAGCCGUGUUCACAGAAUGCCCAAGCAUGAGGGAGCUGCACGUGGAGCUGGAUGAAGCCUCUCAGCUGCUGGAGGUGUCCAGGCAGCAAUACGAGGAGGUGCUGAGCAUCGUGCGACGUCACACCGAGGACACCAUCAACUGGAUCAGCAACAUGGCUUUUGACUUCGGUUGGGUGGCCGAGCUUGCCGACAACACCACCAGCCCUAAGAGCAUCUUUAACAUUGCACCGGUGGUGGCAAGGUCUGAAGAAGGCGACAACAGAUCAUCAUCAGACACAAAAGUGGAGGUGAAUAUCCUGCACUCACCCACUCUCACCCUGACCGUCCCUGCUGGCCUCACACUUCAGGAUCCCGCUUACAUUCAAUAUGUGACACAGGAGGCUCUGGACAUGUACAAACAGAUGGUCAGGCACGGUGAUGUGUACACCAAAUAGAGGAAACCUGUUUUCAUCAGGCACACUGUUAACACCCUAUAUCCUGUAACGUUAGUUUGAUGUUACUUAAUGAAAUGUGUUCAGUUAAGAAGUCACUUUCCAUUUUCAAGCAUCGUUCUUUAUUUAGGGUCAUCCUGUGACAAGUCCGAGGAAGUGAAAUGUUAUAUUGUCUUGUUAUUAGACCUAAAUGUUAGUAUAUUAAGUCUGUCAGAUAUAAUGUACAGCAUUACAGUUUAUGAAUUUCAUUGUGUAAUCGUUACAUGACUAUAA